Messenger RNA from Funneliformis geosporum, 131 nucleotides. NCBI's taxonomy places the organism in Eukaryota, Fungi, Glomeromycota, Glomeromycetes, Glomerales, Glomeraceae. The record is from the annotation of a GenBank genome assembly.
AUGCAUCUGAAUAUCCUGCGCCUGGCAUUCGACACUUAGAUAGAUCUAAUCAUUCUCCAGAAAUUUUUAAAGAUUUUCACAAUACAAGCGUUGAUAUGUGGUCCAUAGGAUAUUUAAUCAUAACGGCUCAU